Messenger RNA from Punica granatum (pomegranate), 801 nucleotides. Lineage: Eukaryota; Viridiplantae; Streptophyta; Magnoliopsida; Myrtales; Lythraceae. The record is from RefSeq and is a predicted model, not a curated record.
CUUUCUCUCUCUCUCUCUCUUCUCCGUUCUCCUCUCAUCGUUGAUUGCUUCCGUCUCUCUCUCUCUCUCGAUUGUCACUCUCGGCGAUCUCUGAUCUGCAAUCGGCACCUUCUCCGGCCCCUGGUGCUGCCGCGUUAUUGCCCUGCUGAAGUGAAAGAGUUGGAUACUUGAAGUUGAGAUGGCAGGAAGAGCUCCAAUCGCUACUAAAAGUUCGGCGCUCAUUGCCAUGAUUGCUGAUGAGGACACUGUGACUGGUUUUCUUUUGGCUGGUGUUGGUAAUGUUGAUCUGCGGAGGAAAACAAACUACCUCAUAGUUGAUUCAAAAACUACGGUGAAAGCGAUUGAAGAUGCUUUCAAGGAAUUCACAACCAGGGAAGAUAUCGCUAUAGUGCUAAUCAGUCAAUAUGUUGCCAACAUGAUAAGGUUUCUAGUGGAUAGCUACAACAUGGCUGUUCCAGCAAUCCUGGAGAUUCCCUCGAAGGAUCACCCAUAUGAUCCAGCCCAUGAUUCUGUGCUUUCUCGAGUGAAGUAUCUCUUCUCUGCAGAAUCAGUGGCAUCAGGAAGGCGCUGAAUGUUCCACCGGCGGGGUCCCUUAUUGGCUAUGAUAGCUGUUUAAGCGUCGAUAUUUGUCUGUGCUUUUCUUGCAGAUAGUGUGCCUUGCUAUCUGUGGACUCAUUUAAUGUAUAUGUUCAGUUCAUACUCGUUGCUCCAGUUGUUGAAAGAAUAAUCAUUUGCAUACCAGAUUGUGCUUCUUCUAGCAAUAAUAUCCUGCAUUCUAUUCAAAGGAAAUGUUUCGGCCUA